Molecule: messenger RNA, 3320 nt
Organism: Ambispora leptoticha
Lineage: Eukaryota; Fungi; Glomeromycota; Glomeromycetes; Archaeosporales; Ambisporaceae
Source: the annotation of a GenBank genome assembly
ACCAAAACCUUCAGGAAAGGGAAAGGGAAGACGAACUUGACGAUAAUAAUGAGCCAGAUAAUGACGACCUAUCAGCCGCGUUGGCCGAAAAUGCAUCAGAAGUACCUAAUGACGACAUGGAAGAUGAUGAUCUUUUAUUGGACGAUUCUUAUUCACCAUUAGAAAAAAUUUUCGUGUUUGCCAAAAGUGAAUUAGUAUUCCAUAGAGUGUAUAUUGCGAAAGAGCUUUCAAUGUUGAUAAAAGAUGUCGAGAUAAGUGAUGCCGUAGAGUUUCUAUUACCUUUAAUGAAUUCCUUGGGAACUGACCCAGAUGACGCAGUAAGAGAAGCUUUCGCUCCUGAAUUGGAUAAAAUUAUAUGGUUCUUUUAUUCUCAUUGCCCUAUAAGAGAACCUACACCGGAAACGACGACGACGAAUGAUAUUAAAGAUUCCAUCCCACCAAGACCUCUUACUCCUCAAAGGCCGCCAACACCUCGAGAAAGACCUCAAACCCCACAGAGACCACAAACGCCAAAACCCGAAUCUUCAGCACUCCCUUCAAGAUCACAAACUCCCACCGCCACUGCUGUUGCUGCCACGCCUAGUCUUCCCUACUUAUCUCCACAGUCGUUCACACCGCUUCUUCACGCUCUCCUUCUUGAUCAGAAUACCGGCAUUGCGACUGCGGCACAGAAUGUUGUGUUGUCGUUAGUAGGAAAAAUUUUGGAGGAUACAGAAGUCAACGCUAAGGAUAAAGAAUAUCUAGAGAAGGAGACGCUGGAAGGGGUGGUGUUGGGUAUUGGUCGUUUGGAUCAAGAAAGAGCGAAACGUGAAGAAACAGGAGAAUGGGAUCAUGAUGAUGAUCAGAGUAUUGGCGGGGUAGCUGGUAGUGAAGAGGAAGCAGAAUUGGGAAGGAUGACAAUGAUGUCGCUAAUUUCUGCAUUAGCGUCAAUUGUUGGUCCUGAAAGAUCAACUCGAUUAUUUAUUCCCGAGCUGGACAAAUUAGCUGAAGAGCCAGUGUUCUACGUAAGGAAGGAAGCAGCUAUGGCUGUUGGUGGUUUAGUUAAUGUAGUGCCACUUGAUGUAAUUACUACAAAAUUGCUUCCCAUAUACGACCAUUUCUCAACUGACCCAAUUUGGCAUGUACGACGCUCAUGUUGCCUUGUGCUUCCCACAAUAUGUUCCCGACUACCACCAGAAAUGAAAUCCGAUCGAGCAAUUAAGGGCAUCGAUCUAUUUGCCGGCGAUGUAAGUCGUAGUGUUCGAUCGGCUGCUGGUGAAAUCAUCGGUGAACUUAUUGCGACAUUUCAGCCAGGUGGUGAAGUGCCUGAGAAACUAGUGCAACAUUUCCUUAGUUUGGGACCAGGAAGGGAUACCUCGUUGGGUGGUACAAAUAUUAAUAGUUCUUUGACUUCAUAUGGAUUGAAUCAACGUGAUCCUGAACGUCCUCGCUGGGAUGAUUUAAAAGAAACUUAUGCCUCUUUAACACGUGAUAUGCAGAUCAAAGUACGACGAUCCCUAGCCUGUUCAUUACAUGAGAUCGCAAAGGUAAUAGGUCCAGAUAAGACCGAACGUGACCUAUUGAGCGUAUUUGCAUAUUAUCUUGCCGAUAUAGACGACGUGAAAGCAGGUUUAUUGGAGCAUUUGGCGGCAUUUAUCGAGUGCUUGCCCGAAAAAACUCGUAAUGAGUAUUUGCCAUCGUUGAAUGAAGUGUGGGAAGGGGUGAAGAAUCAUUGGCGGCUACGGGAUGUUAUUGCAAAACAACUACCAGAUUUAUGUCGAUUGUUUGACAGUAAAAGUGUAAUGGAUCAUAUACUGCCGUUGACAAUUAGGGCUGUUAAGGAUGUGAUUGCUAGUGUUCGAGAAACUGCUGUCAGCUGUUUCCCAACAUUAUUUGACGUAGUAAGACAUGACACUGCACCCUACAACGAGCUAAUCAAUCAAGUAAAGCAAUUCUCAACAGAUGCUGGAUUCCGAGGACGAGUUGUAUAUAUCCAGAUGGUUAAUGCAUUAAUUUCGAAAAAUACAAUAUCGAAAACCGAGUUCGAGACUCAUUUUUUGCCAGCACUUGUAAGUCUUGCAUCUGAUCGUGUAUCAAAUGUGAGGAUUGCCCUUGCUCGAUUAGUCGGCGAGAUUUGUCGGUUAGAGCAAGGGUACGUAAAUCCAUCUACUCGACCCAUAGAAGUGAAUGAACUAAUAAAACUACUAGCACGAGAUUCAGAUGUGGAUGUACGGGCAUUCGUAUAUUCGCUAUUACCACCUGAAGAGCAAUCAUCCCUGCUUUUAUCAUCAUCAACAGCAGCUUCCUCAAGUAAAAAUUCAACGGAGAAAACUGAAAACGGCCUACUAUCUUACAAUAUUAAAGAGAAAGGCGAUACCUCAAUAACUUCAAACAUAAAUUUGAUGAGUGAUGAUAUGGCGAUUGAUGAACCCAACGAUCGGGAAAAUGGACUUGGUGAUGAUGAUGAUUCUUCAAAUGUAAUGAUGGGUGAUAUUCCGAUUGGAUUUGCCGGGAUUGCUGAUGAUUCCAUGGAAAUUGAUGAUGAUGAAGCUGAAGAUAAAAUGACUAUGGAUGAAUCGCCUAUGCCAUCUUCGCCUUUAUCAUCGUCAUCGAAUCCGCCUUCAAAAACUAAUGAUUCUUCAGGUGUCGUCGAUAUGAUACCGAUUUAUCUUCACAAACAAUCGUAUGAUGUCGAUUCGAUACCGAUUAUGAUUAGUGACUCAUUAAAAGCUAUGCAGGAUAAACAAGAGACACAGGAACAAGAAGCUAUUAACGAACCCAAUGUUGGUAUGUUACAGGAAGCAAAAAAUAUUCCUCUUAAAGAUGAUGAUGACGGUGGUGGUGAACAAAAUUCUAUGAAAUUUGACACGGAAAACAUUAAUCAUGGACAAUUAUCUUCUGACGUAGUUAGUACUAAUACUUCGUCGCCAAGUAAAAUAGAAAUAAAUAGUGAUUUAAUGGCAACGACGACAACGAGUACAACGAGUUUGCGUUCAGAUUCUUUUUUAGCAAACACUUCUUUGCGAGAGGAAGAAAGUACUGUUAAAAAAACAGAAGUUGACCCAGCAUUGUCAACCAGCGCGGAAAAAAUUGUGAAUGGUGAAUUUACUUCAUUAAAUAAUAAGGAGGAUGAUAAUCAUAAGAGUGACGAUAAAAAUGGUGAUAAUAAGAAUGAUGACGAGACUAACAAUGUUGGUAAUGUUAACGAUAACAGCAAUAUUAAUGAAGAGAGUAAAGUGGCGCACGAAGAGAAGACAUUAACUAGAAUAGCACCUGUAGUUACAAGUUCUCCCUCGAAUCACGUAGGUGUUGUCAUAGUAUCAGAAACCGAAAACACUUAA